Colletotrichum navitas is the source of this 1228-nucleotide messenger RNA. RefSeq lists its product as uncharacterized. Lineage: Eukaryota; Fungi; Ascomycota; Sordariomycetes; Glomerellales; Glomerellaceae. The transcript has a single exon. The record is from RefSeq and is a predicted model, not a curated record. Bases 34 to 972 code for a protein of 312 amino acids.
GACGAAGAUCCCAAGACCCCAAGCCCCCCUAAGAUGCCCGCGACCAACCAGUUGGAGGCGUGGCGCGUCACCCAGAGACCUGGUGCGCAUAAGCUAUUUCAGGCUAGAGUCACGAGCACCACUGCAAACUUAACGCCGUCCCCCAUCGCCCCGCCCCCCCAAAAGCCAAGAAGAGGCACAGACCAGACAGGUUGCCUCCCGGCGCCGAGUUGCUCACCCCUUCGUCCAAAACAUAACCACGUUCUUCCGGGUGGCGUGGCUUUUCUCGAUCGACUCCUUCGCCUGCCGCAACUCUUAUCCUUUGUAUAUCUUCUUCUCUUUCUCUUUCUUUUUUGCUCUCAUCCUCCAUAUACCCUCUACGCCUUCCGACCGACGAAAGACCGUUCGUCAUCAGAUCGACUAUCAUCUGUCGCAUUGCGCUUAACCGAAAGGCAAUCUUAUCACCCCCCGACACCGACGUUGUUAGCCGAGAGGACAAGUAAUCUCUCUCGACACCGCACACACACUCUCUCUCUUUUCGACCUUCGACAUUUGAACGCGCCUCGCCCGUUCUCCCUUCUUGUAACCGCAAAUAUCACCAAAGCAGCACAUCACACAAUGGCCGAUCACGAUAAGCCCCCCGCGUACGGCGGCCCUCCCCCCCAGCAACCCCAACAAUCAUACCAGGGCUACGCGUCGCCUCCUCCUCCCGGCGGCCCCGGAGGCUACGGCCCUCCUCCGCCGGGCCCUUACUACUCUCCCGGCCCGGAGAUGGGAUACGGCCCUCAGGGCGGCCCCUACCCGCCCCCCGGCCAGUACCCUCCGGGACAGUACCCUCCCCAGGCGUACUACGGCCCGCCGGGCGGACCGCAGGGCCCGUACCCGCCGCAGGGCGGCUACUACCAGGACAACCGCGGCGGUGGCGGAAGCGGCAUCAUGGCCGGUCUUCUCGGUGCGCUCGCGUGCUGCUGCUGUCUUGACUGCUUGUUCUAAGCGAGCGCGUGCGUCGAAGAAACAACGAAGGCGGAGUGCGGAUUACCAAUGAUACCCGAACCCUCGAAAGGGCGACAGAGUCUACGAGAAACCGAGAAAGCCUGAUCGGGAUGAGCGAGACAAGAGGAAGGGAAGGGAUCGAUAUGGCUUGGGACUUGUUCGAUGCUGAGACACGCGGCAUAUAAGCAGAUGUUUUUCUCGGCCUUGCGCGGCAAGGUCGGCAUGUAUACGACAGAACCAGCCGGCAAACUUUGGG